AUGUUAAACUUUCCAUAAAAUGCAAGAGAUCAUUUUUCUUGUGAUUGUGAUCCUUGUGAAUAUGCAGUGAAAUAUGGAGAGGAGAUAUAACCAAAAAAGGUAGCUGUUUAGAAAACAAUAUAAUAAAUUUAAGAUAAAGAUUUAGGAUUGUUAUUGCGUAAGAUGUAGGCUCCAAAUAAGUUAACUAGAAGUGUUAGAAUAAAGAUACCAGAAACAUGUGUUUGUAAUGAGGGAGAGAUCAAAUUUAUAGCAUAUUUUGAUGAGAGUGAAGGUUUCAUAAAAUUCAUCUAAAAGCCAACAUUUUAAUAAACAAAAUAGUUUAUGAAUGAGAGAAGACCUCCUGAUUCUUUAGCAGUUAUAAUUAGAUAUAUUGAUAGUACAAAUGAAUUUAAGUAGACAAUAUGCAAGUGAUGACAGAAAUGGAGUUUACUAUUUUGAUGAUGAAAAGAAAAAUAGAUCCAAUCUGGUCAUAAAUCUUAUAUAUUCAAAAUUUUAAUUCAAAUAAGAAUUAUGAAUUACAACAUUAUGAAUUCAAACACUCAUUUGAUUCCAAAUAUCCAGAAUUUGAUUAAGCAAGAAUUGAGAUUUUAAUAUUAAAUGGAGAAAUAGCAAGAGCAUCCUCUGAUUUUGUUCCUAUGGUGAGAGAAGAAGCUUAUGAAAAUUCAUUAUCAUAAGAAUAAUAUUGUAGGUAUAUGGUUUAUAAAAUGAUUCAUUAUGCAGAUGUUUUUGGAGGAAUCUAAAUAACUGAAGGCAAAUUUAGUUUCCAUAAGAAAAUAUUUGUUUCUGUUGAGAAAAUGGAAUAUAUAGAUUUAGAUAGAAAAGUUUUGUUUGAUUCUGAAAUUUUAUUAAGAAAGAAAAAAAUGAUAGAUGAAGACAUGUUUCAAUUUUAAAAACUUAUUGAUCAAAAUGUAAAAAAAGAAAGAGAAUAUGCAUUAAAAGUUUAUAGAGAGAUUCUAGAUAUGGAUAAUGGAGUAGAUUCAUCUUCACAUCUUCUUAAAAAUAAAUUAUCUGUUAUUGGAUAUGAUUUAAAGAAAUAUAGUUAAAACAUUCAAUCUAAUUUUUAAUAAGUAAUGGCUAGUAAAGAUCCUGCUUCAACAUUAAAAGAAUUAGUCAUUGAAUAAAAAGUUAAUGAAGAAAAACUCACUUCCAUCUUAAAACCUAAGAAAGGAGAAAAACCUAAAAAGAAAGUUUGA
Paramecium sonneborni is the source of this 1193-nucleotide messenger RNA. Lineage: Eukaryota; Ciliophora; Oligohymenophorea; Peniculida; Parameciidae. The record is from the annotation of a GenBank genome assembly.